UUCUAUAAUAAUAAACCCUCUCUCUCUCAUCGUCUGCCUUCUCUCUUCUUCCUUCUCUCUCCAAGCUCUCUUGCUGCUCGGUUGCAUCUUUGUUCUCACUAGGGUUUACCAGCAAUUCAUAAACCCUAACAUUUUCACCAAUACCCCUCUAUAAAUCUUCACUCCAACCAUUGAAAUCUAGAUCUCUCCUUCUCCCUGUCUCUCUCUCUCUCUCUCUCUCUCUCUCUCUAGGGUUUUUCAGCUCCUUACGAUGCUCUCAUUUCACUCGUUUCAUGCCCAAUCAACGGUUGUGAGAUUCACUUCAUAGUCCUUCAAAAAUCACUGGUAAGUCUUCAUGUUCUUGCAUUAACAUAGUGUUCUACGUGUCGUUUAUAUGCAAUUCAGUUCUAGGGCUUGUAUAUUUGUGAAUUUUUGUUAUGCGAGAGACGGUUUGUGAGGUCAAAAUUGGGGUUUUUUUUGCUCAAAGCCCUAAAUGAUACGCGGGUUUGAAUAUGAGCGAUGGAGGUAAAGUGGAGAGCAAGAGAGAGAAGGAAAAUGGAAGCCACGCACUGAAACGAGCCAAUGCCGAUGAGUUUGGCCGAGCUGUUUCGAGGAUUGCCGUGGCUCAGAUAUGCGAGAGUGUUGGGUUUCAGAGCUUCAAUGAGUCUGCUUUGGAGGUUCUCACUGAUAUUGCGGUCCGAUACCUCUGUGACUUAGGAAAAACUGCUAGUUUUUACGCUAAUUUAGCUGGUAGGACUGAGUGUAAUGUGUUUGAUGUUAUACAAGGAUUGGGGGAUUUGGGUUCGGUUAAUGGGUUUUCGGGUGCUUCAGAGGUCAGUCAUUGCCUAACUGUUUCGGGUACAGUGAGGGAAAUUGUUGAGUAUGGGGAGAGUGCUGAGGAAAUUCCAUUUGCUCAACCAAUUCCACACUUUCCGAUCAUGAGAAAUCGGAGUAUGACCCCGAGUUUUAUGCAAAUGGGUGAAAUUCCAACAUUCAAGCACAUUCCAUCUUGGUUGCCGGCCUUUCCCGAUCCUCACACAUACAUACACACACCCACAUGGAAUGAGAGGGAAACAGAUCCUCGUUCGGACAAAAUUGAGCUAGCUAGGCAAAGGAGGAAGGCCGAGAGGUCUUUGUUGAGUUUGCAGCAGCGGUUGUUGUGCAAUGGUUCUGCAUCGUCUUCCAUUUCAGCAGAUUUGUGUAAUGAUGAUAAGGUUUUACAAGUUUCCGAAACUAAAAACCCAUUUCUUGCUACACCUUUACAAGCAGGAGAGAAAGAUGUUUCUUCAGUUCCCCUGCCAGUUAAGCUUUCUGAUGAAACUGUUGUUGAAAACCAUGUUUCUGUGUUAGAAACAUUCGCUCCUGCUAUUGAAGCAAUGAAGGGUGGCUUUUGUGAUUCCGGAGACAUUGAUAAAAAUGUUCUUCCAGACAAGAGACCUGCUGUUCAUUUGAAUUUCAAAUCUGGCAAGAAACUAUUAGGUGAAUCUGUGGAUUUGAGACUUUGGAAUAAAGGUUCUGGGAAAACGGCACCUUGGAUUGGUCGGGAUGAUGAGAAGGAUGACAAGAAACGGAGAGCUGAGUUAAUUCUUAGACAGUCUAUGGAGAACCCACAGGAACUCACUCAAUUGUAACUUGAUUCACUGGAUCCCUUGCUUGAUGGAAGUCAUUGCAUUCUUCACUACAUUAGGGAACUCAAAAGUUUAAGUCCAUAUUGUCAUGCAGUAGUAGUUAUAAGAAUACAGUUGGAAGACCCUUGUAGUCCCAGAUGAAUACAAUUUUUUAAGCCAUUGGUGAACUAUAUUCCAACCUAUGUUUCAUGGACUUGGGUGCGAGUAUCGGAUGCAGGUGCACAUCUAUAGGUCGGACGCAUCAAAUCUCAAUUUCAAGGAUAUGCAGACUUGGCAAAAAAUGGUCAUAUUUUUAUAUUUUAAGUCUAUUGUGUGAGAUAAAAUGGUGUUAUAUGUCACUUGUAACGUCAAAAAGACAUUUUACUCAUUUUUUUAUAGCAAUUACUCAACAAUAAAUAAUUAUAACGAUAGUGUUAAAUACAAAUAUAUAAGAAGUGUCUAGUGGAAUGUAUCAGACACAUAUCCCUUGUCCUAAGAUCGACUGUCUAACACAUGUAUUUGAUUUA
Camellia sinensis is the source of this 2113-nucleotide messenger RNA. Its product is annotated as transcription initiation factor TFIID subunit 8. Lineage: Eukaryota; Viridiplantae; Streptophyta; Magnoliopsida; Ericales; Theaceae. Gene Ontology annotation, cellular component: transcription factor TFIID complex. The record is from RefSeq and is a predicted model, not a curated record. Gene Ontology annotation, molecular function: protein heterodimerization activity.